Molecule: messenger RNA, 2725 nt
Organism: Alligator sinensis (Chinese alligator)
Lineage: Eukaryota; Metazoa; Chordata; Crocodylia; Alligatoridae
Gene: N4BP1
Product: NEDD4 binding protein 1
Exons: 7
Biological process (GO): negative regulation of protein ubiquitination; negative regulation of proteasomal ubiquitin-dependent protein catabolic process
Cellular component (GO): nucleus; PML body
Source: RefSeq, a predicted model, not a curated record
GGCCGCCGCGCCGUGCGCAGCGCCAAGGAGUAUAUUAAGGGACUCUGUGAACCUGAACUAGAAGAAAAGGAACAUUAUCCAAAGGAUAUGCAUUGUAUUUUUGUUGGUGCACAUAGCCUGUUUCUUAACUAUCUUAUUCAGGAUACCUGUGCUGAUAUAACAGUGUUGGAAAUAGGAUUACUUAGUGUUAAGGGUAGUGCAGAAGCUGUUGUUAUGGCUAGAAGUCACGUUCAGCAAUUUGUGAAGCUUUUUGAAACCAACGAAAGCUUAUUAAGUGACAGAGAAUCGGAGAUAAAAAAGCAAUUUAAACAAUUUGUGGAAGCACAUGCAGAUAAAUAUACAAUUGACUUGUUAAUCUUGCCUAGCUCAUUAAAAAGAGAUCUUUUGAGUCUUACACAAAUUAAACAUUGUGAAGAGGGCAAUAUGAUAGACCUUACAGAUUCUGAAACCACAGAAGAGGUUUUACAGAACAAAGCCCCUAAAAUAACUGUAAAAAGUAGAGAUGGAAAAACAGUUCAGGAGGAAGCAAGAAAUAAUGCUGGAACCCCGGUAACAGAGCUGACGAAGCAAAUGGACACAGUGCUUUCUGAUGCACAAGGAAGGUGUUUUGUUCCUAUAAAUGGUGUGACUGCGUUGGAGACAUCUGUUUCCAAAGAGAGACAGUCAUGUAAGAGGAGGUCUUCAGAUGCUGAGGAAAGGCUUCCUAAGAAACAAUUUUCAUUAGAAAGUAAUCAGGAGGGCAAGCCUAUACCAUGCAGUGAUCCUCCUGAUGAGGAUGUAGUUAUUGAUCUGAUUUCUGAUAGCUGCACUGAAUCAGAUGAUCCAAGCUGCAAAGAAGGUGAUGAGGAAAUGGAAUAUAAGAUUCUUGUAAACUUUUUCAAAACCAUGGGCUAUUCCCAAAAAAUUGUAGAGCAAGUUAUUGAUGAACUGGGACAAUUAACGGAACCAUUAAUACUCCUCCAAGAAAUUGAAAAGGAAAAUGAAAAGUUUCAGAAGGAAAUGGAAGAGUCACCUCAAAUAUCAAGAUGCACAAGUGUGCGCCUAGGAGCUAGUACAAAUCGUUUACACACUGAGAAAGAGGGAGCAAUUUCCAGCAGUAAAAAUCGUCUUAAACCCAGUCAUAUUUUGAAGGAGCCAAAAAAUGUACAGCAGAAAGUAGCGGACUUGCCACAUGUACAGGUCAAUGCAGAAGCCAAAUGGUGCAUGUCAGACUGUAAAAACAAAACUGCAGUUCCUUCCAGUAAAACUUCAACAGAACGUUGUAAACAGAAGGGGUUUAAUUCUGAUCAGCGUCAUGGCUCAAGGACAAGUGAUAUAGAAACUGAUGGUUUACUACCUUUGAACACUGUAGCAUCUAACACUGUAGAGUUGAUGAAAGAUGGGGUGCUAAAAGAUGGUGACUUCAUAGCAAGAGGGAGCUCAAGCCAGCAGCAGACACCAAUGCAGACUGAAUUUGCAGGUUGUCAGCAAAAAUCUAUAGGGUCUGCACAGAAUAAUCAACCUGUUCAUGAAAAUCAGCCAGCACCUUACAGCACUUCUCAGUUCACACUCAUUAACCAACACCCUUCUCAAAACCCAAGGCUGCUUGAACUUCCUCACCCAACUUCUGGUUGUCCACCCCAAGUACAUCAUCUAAUUCCAGACUGGAAGGCAGUGGGAGCAUGUAGUCGUCACACUGAUCCCUCAGUUACUGGGGUUCAAAGAUUUUUGGAGUCUCUAAAAAAGCCAUAUAGACUGGAGCUGAAAAAUGAACCUGGAAGACCGUAUUUAAAACACAUCAUUAUAGAUGGAAGCAAUGUUGCAAUUUCUCAUGGUCUAAAUAAAUUCUUCUCCUGUCGAGGAAUUGCUAUUGCUGUUGAUUACUUUUGGAAACGUGGUCACCGAAGCAUUACUGUGUUUGUUCCACAGUGGAGAACAAGACGUGAUCCUUCUGUUACAGAGCAGCAUUUCUUAACUGAGCUUCAGGAUAUUGGAAUAUUGUCUUUAACUCCUGCAAGGGUGGUAUUGGGAGCAAGAAUUGCUGCUCACGAUGACAGAUUUUUGCUGCAUCUUGCUGAUAAAACUGGAGGGAUUAUUGUUACUAAUGAUAACUUCAGAGAAUUUGUGACGGAAUCACUUUCCUGGAGAGAGAUUAUUCAAAGAAGAUUGCUCCAGUACACUUUUGUUGGGGACAUAUUCAUGGUUCCUGAUGAUCCUUUGGGAAGAAAUGGACCCAGAUUAGAUGACUUCCUUCAGAAUCAAGGCAGUGUUAGAAAUUUUCCACCAACACAAACAGCAUUAUCAAGUGCUGGGUUGCAUUCUUCUGAGACAUCGGUCUUCAUGCCAGUACCCAAGUUGGCCAAUAGUAGUAGACAAUCUAUGAACAGAGCACAUCCUGGUCCUUCAUCUCCCUGGCUUCCACUGCAACCAGAUAUUCCAGAUGCACAGACUUGUCUAACAGUUCCACCACAAAGAUCUGUUACCGAAACAAAACAGCUGAGAGAAGCACUGGUAAAAAUAUUUCCCGAUUCUGAGCAAAGACAGAAGAUUGAUCAAAUACUUGCAAACCAUCCAUUCAUGAGAGACCUUAAUGCACUGUCUGCCAUGGUGCUUGACUGAAUGUAAUAUAUUGGGUUCUUUGUAUUUACAACUAAUUGAAUUUAAACUUUGGAUGCCAAUAUGAACAACAUGUUGCACCAAGUUACACUGUGUAUAUUCAAAACUUAAUUUUAUUUGUAUAAACAAA